CAGGAGGAUGGGGCAGACAGACAGCCCCCUCCAUGCUGCCAGUUGGGAACCAGGCCAGGCCAAUGGGCACAAUCUCCACCCUGCCCCAUGGCCAUUGCAGCCUCAGCAGUCAGCCUGAAGGGUUCCCAGAAGGUAGGCCACCUCUAGGCUGGGAAGUGGGUGCCUGUGUCUUUAAAUUCUCAGCAGGUUGAAACGGCUGAUGACAUCACUGGUUCCCGGGAGCGGAGGAGCUAGAGCUAGAGCCCGAGGGAGCCCGGGCUGCUAGGGGCUGCAGACAUGGAGGGCCAGAGCAGCAGUGGCAGCAAGAGGCCAGGGACCUGGGCUGGCCUGCGCCCCCUGCCCAUGCCCCAUGGGGUUUCUCAAACUGAGGCACCUUCCAAGGUGGACUCAAGUUUUCAGCUCCCAGCGAAGGAGAAUGCAGCCCCAGUACCCUCCGAACCAAGAUUGGCUCUAGCACCUGUGGGGCCACGAGCAGCUAAUCCACCUUCCACAGAGGGGCCAAGGCUGGCUCUGGUGUCUCCCCGACCCAUCCUGGCUCCGCUGUCUACCCCUAGCAGGCAGAAAACCACUCCUGCCCGCCACAGUUCCAACCUGGCUCCAACAUCUGUGGGCCAGUUAGUCAUGUCUGCCCCAGCUGGGCCGAAGCCUCCUCCAGUGACCUCAGGCUCAGUCCUGCCUCCAACAUCCCUGGGGCAGCUGGUAAUGUCCGCUUCAGCAGGGCCAAGGCCUCCCACAGCCACUCUGGGGCCCAGGCUGGCUCCAACAUCCAGGGACCAGAAGCAGGUGCCACCUGCCUCCGUGGGACCCAAGCCAGCACUCGCUGCUUCGGGCCUGAGCCUGGUCCUGGCAUCUGAGGAGCAGACACCACAGCCCCCCUCCAACUCUUCCCCAGUUUUGUCAUCUUCUCAGGAACAGGCCCUGGCUCCAGCAUCUGUGAUACCAACCCCAGCCUCUGUGGGAUGGACACCUGCUAAACAGAGGGAUGCCCCAGCCCCUAAACCUCUCCCCUCUUCUGAAGGGCAUCUCCAGCCUUCAGCUCAGACAUCUGGUCCUUCGGGCUCCACAUCCUUGAUCCAAACACCCCCAGGCCCCCGAAUCUCCCCCUCAUUCAGAGCCCGUCCUGAGGCCCCCCGCAGCAGCCCUGAGGAUCCUGUCCUGUCCCGGCCACCCCAGACCCUGCCUCUGGAUGUAAGCCAGAGCCCUCCAGAGCCUACUACCCGUUCCCCAGGACUUCUGUCCCCCACCUUCCGGCCAGGGGCCUCCUCGGCACAGACUGUGCCCCCACCUCUGCCCAAGCCACCCAGGUCUCCCAGUCGUUCCCCCAGCCGCUCUCCCAACCGCUCCCCUUGCGUCCCCCCAGCCCCUGAGAUGGCCCUCCCCAGGCCUAGCACCCAGGGGGCAGGACCUAGUGGACACCUGAGCCCCAGUGUUCAGCCCCAAGAAACUCCAGCUCCGGUCACCACCUCCCCUUCUACAUCCACCUCAUCAUCCUCUUGGUCAGCUCAGCCUACCUGCAAGAGCGACCCUGGCUUCUGGAUCACUGUGGUCACGUGGAAUGUGGGCACCGCCAUGCCCCCUGACGACGUCACAUCCCUCCUCCACCUGGGCAGCGGUGGCGAUGACAGUGAAGGGUCGGACAUGAUUGCCAUUGGGUUGCAGGAAGUGAACUCCAUGAUCAACAAGAGGCUCAAGGAUGCACUCUUCACAGACCAGUGGAGUGAGCUCUUCAUGGACGCGCUGGCACCCUUCAACUUCGUGCUGGUGAGUACUGUGCGGAUGCAGGGCGUCAUCCUGCUGCUGUUCGCCAAGUACUACCACUUGCCUUUCCUGAGAGACGUGCAGACUGAUUGCACACGCACUGGCCUGGGAGGCUAUUGGGGCAACAAGGGUGGAGUGAGCGUGCGACUGGCGGCCUUCGGGCACAUGCUCUGCUUCCUGAACUGCCACUUGCCAGCGCACAUGGACAAGGCAGAGCAGCGCAAGGACAACUUCCAAACCAUCCUUAGCCUCCAGCAGUUCCAGGGGCCCGGGGCACAUGGCAUCCUGGAUCACGACCUCGUGUUCUGGUUUGGGGACCUCAACUUCCGCAUUGAGAGCUAUGACCUGCACUUUGUCAAGUUUGCCAUUGACAGUGAUCAGCUCCACCAGCUCUGGGAGAAGGACCAGCUCAACAUGGCCAAGAACACCUGGCCCAUCCUGAAGGGCUUCCAGGAGGGGCCCCUCAACUUUGCACCCACCUUCAAGUUUGAUGUGGGUACUAACAAAUAUGAUACCAGUGCCAAGAAGCGGAAGCCAGCCUGGACAGACCGUAUCCUGUGGAAGGUCAAGGCUCCAAGUGUGGGUCCCAGCCCUUCAGGACGGGAAAGCCACCGGCUCAAGGUGACCCAGUACAGCUACCGUAGCCACAUGGAAUACACAGUCAGCGAUCACAAGCCCGUGGCUGCUCAGUUCAUCCUGCAGUUUGCCUACAGGGACGACGUGCCACUAGUGCGGCUGGAGGUGGCAGAUGAGUGGGUGCGGCCAGAGCAGGCUGUGGUGAGGUACCGCAUAGAAACAGUGUUCGCCCGCAGCUCUUGGGACUGGAUCGGCUUGUACCGGGUGGGUUUCCGCCACUGUAAGGACUACGUGGCUUAUGUCUGGGCCAAACAUGAGGAUGUGGAUGGGAACAUGUACCAGGUGACCUUCAGUGAGGAGUCACUUCCCAAGGGCCAUGGAGAUUUCAUACUGGGCUAUUAUAGCCACACCCACAGCAUCCUCAUCGGUGUCACUGAGCCCUUCCAGAUCUCGCUGCCUACCUCGGAGUUGGCCAGCAGCAGCACAGAUAGCUCAAGUGCCAGCUCAGAGGACGAGGAUGACAGUACCCUGGAGCUGCUUGCACCCAAGUCCCGCAGCCCCAGCCCUGGCAAGUCCAAGAGACACCGUAGCCGCAGCCCGGGCCUGGCCCGCUUCCCCGGCCUUGCCCUGCGGCCUUCAUCCCGUGAACGCCGCGGUGCCAGCCGCAGCCCCUCACCCCAGAGCCGCCGCCUGCCUCGGAUGGCCCCUGACAGGGGCAAUGAUGGUAGCAGCCGGGGCAGUAGUGAGGAGGGGCCCUCUGGGCUGCCUGGUCCCUGGGCCUUCCCACCACCUGUGCCUCGAAGCCUGGGCUUGCUGCCUGCCUUGCGCCUGGAGACUGUUGACCCUGGUGGUGGUGGUUCCUGGGGACCUAAUCGGGAAGCCCCAGCCCCUCAUAGCCUGUCUCCCAGUCCCCAGGGCCGGCAGGGGCUAGAGGAAGGGGGCCUGGGGCCCUGAGGAUGGAUGGGCAGAUGGGCCCAGACAGUCCCCACUGUGCCCCAAUCUUCUGCAAACCCACCUGUGUCCCUCUUGCUGCUGCUCCAGCUUUAUCUGCACCUGCCACUGUCUUGGCCAGGGGUGGCCAUCUGGGGUCCCCCAAACUGAGUCCCGGCACCUCAACUGUGACAAUCAGCAAAGCCCUAUUGGCCCCCAUCUGGGAUGGGGGGGGGCAAUCCUGGAGGUCAUCAAUUAGAAAUUAAAUUCUCCAGCAUCA
Messenger RNA from Acinonyx jubatus (cheetah), 3544 nucleotides. RefSeq names its product inositol polyphosphate-5-phosphatase J (gene INPP5J). NCBI's taxonomy places the organism in Eukaryota, Metazoa, Chordata, Mammalia, Carnivora, Felidae. Gene Ontology annotation, biological process: phosphatidylinositol dephosphorylation; negative regulation of peptidyl-serine phosphorylation. The transcript is spliced from 13 exons. Gene Ontology annotation, cellular component: ruffle; cytoplasm; plasma membrane. The record is from RefSeq and is a predicted model, not a curated record. Gene Ontology annotation, molecular function: phosphatidylinositol-4,5-bisphosphate 5-phosphatase activity; phosphatidylinositol-3,4,5-trisphosphate 5-phosphatase activity. The coding region runs from base 277 to 3288 and encodes 1003 amino acids.